UAAACAUUUUUCGAACCCUUGAUAACAUAAGCUUCUGACAAACAUUGAUUGAUUUCUUUUUCAUCCUAUUAGAUGACUCGAUGGACUUAGAUCCAAAUUAUGAUCCAUCUGAUUUCCUUAAUUUCGGCAAUCGUGCUACCAGUAAUAACAACACUGACGAUUUACAAGCAUCCCAGUCGAAAGAUGAUGAGCAAUUACCUGAUGGUCCAAUGUCAGGCGAUAUGCCUUCUAUGCCGCAGAUGUCCCUUAUUAUGCCUGGCAAUGACAAUGUUGGUAUUGACGAAGACUUGGCCAUUUCCGAAAGUGACGAAGAGGAUGAUGGCGGCAAUGCAACCAUGAAGAGUGAAGUUUUUAAUGAUAGUGGCGAAAUGGCCAAUGAUGGCAUGGAUACCAAUAUGAUUGCCGGCUCAGCUGUGUCUCAAGAUAACGAGGUUCCAAUGAAUGUGGAUACGUCGAAGCAGGAGCAACAUCAUCAGCACGAUGAUAAUGACGAUGAUGACUGGUUACACUUUUAAUUUAAAGUUAGUUUCGAUACUGUUUAAAUAUCUUAUUUAAUAAAUAUGUUACUAAUUAUUUUAAUGAAGUAUUUAUGAAAA
Rhagoletis pomonella (apple maggot) is the source of this 596-nucleotide messenger RNA. RefSeq names its product transcription initiation factor TFIID subunit 1-like. The coding region runs from base 81 to 515 and encodes 144 amino acids. The record is from RefSeq and is a predicted model, not a curated record. NCBI's taxonomy places the organism in Eukaryota, Metazoa, Arthropoda, Insecta, Diptera, Tephritidae. The transcript has a single exon.